GUCAAAGGAAGGAGACAUACAGCACUAUUAUUCACAUCAAAGUAAAAUAAUUUCACUUUUGGAGUUAUGGGUGCUCAUGGAUCCAACUUGGAUGAAAUCCUAGCUGAGGACAUGCACCAUUGGUACAAUAAGUUCAUGAGGGAGUCUCCAUCUGGGCUCAUCACCCUGUUUGAACUGAAGAACAUGCUACAGAUGCAGGGUAUGACCGAGGAGGCCAGCAGCUAUGUUGACCAGGUCUUCUACACUUUUGACAUGGAUGGGGAUGGGUAUAUCGAUUUCGUUGAAUAUAUAGCAGCCGUAAGUUUGCUACUCAAAGGAGAGAUCAACCAGAAACUGAAGUGGUACUUCAAACUUUUUGAUCAAGAUGGAAAUGGAAAAAUUGACAAAGACGAGAUGGAGACCAUAUUCAAGGCUAUUCAGGAUAUCACCCGGAUCUAUGAUGACCCUCCGGAGGAGAUUGUGACACUCAUUUAUAAAAGGAUUGAUGUUAAUAAUGAAGGUAUGACCCAGUUCAAAAUGUUAUAUGCUGUAAGAAACGUACACAUUUCUCAGAAACUGAUUAAGUUUACCAAAGAAGACAUUUGGUUUUGA
This is a messenger RNA of Hemibagrus wyckioides, 591 nucleotides long. It is a transcript of the gene guca1c, whose product is annotated as guanylate cyclase activator 1C. The transcript has 3 exons. Bases 67 to 591 code for a protein of 174 amino acids. The record is from RefSeq and is a predicted model, not a curated record. Lineage: Eukaryota; Metazoa; Chordata; Actinopteri; Siluriformes; Bagridae. Gene Ontology annotation, molecular function: calcium ion binding; calcium sensitive guanylate cyclase activator activity.